Messenger RNA from Trypanosoma brucei brucei TREU927, 1911 nucleotides. RefSeq lists its product as hypothetical. Bases 1 to 1911 code for a protein of 636 amino acids. The record is from RefSeq and is a predicted model, not a curated record. The transcript has a single exon. Lineage: Eukaryota; Euglenozoa; Kinetoplastea; Trypanosomatida; Trypanosomatidae.
AUGAUGGGAAGAAUUCGUGUUUGCCCUCAGCCCACAUACCCCAGUGUAUUACAUCUCUUCUGUAUUGGUGGAGUUACGGCCUUAACGGCGUGCGGUGGGGCGCUUCUCUUGUAUUAUCGGGGCGUAUGGGUUCCUGAGCGACGGCGACUCCUUCAACAACAAACGUGCCUCCCGCCCCGUCGCACGCGGCAGUUUAUCGCAGGAUCAGGUAGCUAUCAGCAGCAGGUAGCUGUGUUCCAGUACCAUCCGCAUGUGCUGCGCGAAAUCUUGUUCUGUGGCUUAGUUGUACUUCGGACAAUUCUGCUUGUAGUGCACAUGGUGCCCGUGAUAUGGUUUACAUUUCUCACAUAUGGACUGCAUUUUUGCAGCGAACCUGUUUUCUUCGGAAAAGUUCGCGAUAUGCUCCUAGCUAUGGGGCCAAGUUAUAUAAAACUGGGUCAGUGGAUUGCUACUCGGCCUGAUAUCUUCUCACCGGUCAUGUGUAGUGCGUUAGAGAAGUUGUACGAUAACACCGAACCGCACUCAUGGUCGCAUACAGAGAAGACGUUGCGCAACACAUUUCGUGAGUCGCCCCAAGGUUCUAAUGAUGAAGGAAGGAAAGGGGAUACCGGGACGCGACAGAACGUUCUUUACUACUUGCGUGAGAUCGAAAAAGUACCUGUAAACAGUGGGAGUAUCGCGCAGGUACAUCGGGCUGUGCUUAGGGAAGAUGUUGACGGUGUUCCCACGGGGACGACGGUGGCGAUAAAGAUUCUACACCCACUUACACGCGAGAUCAUAUGUGCUGAUCUUGUCGUGAUGAAGUGUUUCGUCAACGUUGUUACGACUUUGUUCCGAGAUACGGUGUAUUUGGACUUGCGGCGGGCCCUGGGUGAGUUCUCGUCUCUUCUUUGCUCCCAACUUAGUCUCGACCUAGAAUGCGAUAACUUGAAGCAGUUUGCAUUUAAUUUCCGUGACUUUCCGGGCGUUAUUUUUCCCAAACCGCUUCCGUCGUUCUGCACACCGGAUGUUUUGGUCGAGACAUUCGAAGAGGGUCGACCACUACAAGAAAUCCAGCCCUGCGAUGAGUUCCGCGACGCCGCGCAGCGGGGUUGUCACAUGUUCUUGAAAAUGUUGUUUGAAGAUAAUUUUGUGCACUCUGACCUUCACCCCGGUAACAUUUUAAUUCGGGCGAACCCGGGGGCCCCACUAAAUGUCCCACCAACUACGUUUUUUUCACCCACAACAGUGGAGAGGUAUCCCGACGGGAAGCCGAAGCUGAAGUAUGAACUCAUCAUCCUCGACGCUGGGCUCACCACGUCGUUAUCACCGGAGGAACGUAACAACUUCAUUUCAUUAUUCGCUGCGGUCGCUUGCGGCGACGGUAGUCUCGGUGCGGAUUUAAUGAUCGACAGACUUCCACCAGACGUGCGACCCCCCUACCCGGAAGCGAAACGGGAAAAAUUCCGCAUGGAUAUGACAAAUAUCUUCAAUACAGUGGCUCCUGGUGCAUCAGAUGGUUUUACGCUUCGCCAUGUGCGUAUCGGCUCUACCCUGUGCAAAAUUAUGAACACGUUGCGCGAGAACAAAACGCCAAUCGACGGCAACUUUGCAUCGCUUGUGCUAACCGUUGUAGUGGGCGAGGGCCUGGGAAGGAAGCUUAUACCUGAUUUUAACUUAUUCGCCGAGGCCGUGCCGUACCUUAUGGUACUGUUAGAGGAUAACGAGUUGUCUUAUCUUGCCAAUAAACUACGCAGCACAUAUGGCGCGGGCACGCUGCUACGGGACUCGCUAAGUUUGGUGGAACUUCAGCGCACCCCGACGUAUAUUGAGGCCGGACUCAGAAAAGCCUCCAAAACUGUGGACCGGAUCCUACAGCAACUGACAAGGCAGUCAGCAGUCACUUGCGCUUCGCAAGAGGAGAAAGCGUGA